GAACAUUCAGGACGUCGACCACUGAGCCAACAUGGAAGAGACAUCCACAAAGUAAUGACUUUACCAGAAAUCUCCUUAAGUGGUGGAACAGCUUCAGAAUGCGAUGGAGACAUCUUCUCUCCUCAGGCGAAAGGUGACUUGAAGAAGCUGCCAGUGAUCAUUCUAUGGCCAUGAGGUGCUCUCUGGUUCUUCUUGUCUGCUGCCUCACCUGGACCACAGCUCUGCUCACAGGUACCUCACAACAAGCCCCCACUAAGCGGAAGUACCUCCUGGAUCCGCCCGUUUACGCCGAAGUCAUUGGCCGACGGGGCGAGAACGCCACUUUGCCAUGCAUCCUAAAAACCAAGCCAGUCCAUUACAAAGUCAAAUGGACAAAGCUGGAGCUCGGGCGCAUCGGCCCAGAGAACAUCAUCAUGAUUUCCAACGCGCAUGCCUCCAAGCGACACGGCAAGCUUGGUCCGCGGGCGUCUCUGCGGAAAGCUCACAACAUGGACGCCACCCUGCAGCUCAGUGACCUGCAGCUGCAGGAUGGCGGUACGUACCGCUGCGAGCUUAUCAACGACAUCGAGGAUGAGAGCGUGGUCAUCGCUCUGAGGAUCGAAGGUGUGGUUUUCCCGUAUCAGAGUAAAAACGGCCGCUACAAGUUGACUUUCAGCGAGGCCAAGACGGCGUGUGAGGAGCAGGAUGGCAUAUUAGCAUCAUACAACCAACUGUACAGAGCCUGGACAGAAGGUCUGGACUGGUGUAAUGCAGGCUGGUUGCAGGAUGGAUCAGUCCAGUACCCCAUCAUUACUCCUCGACCCGCCUGUGGAGCAGAACCACGUCCUGGGAUCCGCAAUUAUGGACCUAAAGACAAGAAUCAAGAUCGUUUUGAUGUUUUUUGCUUCACCUCUUUGACAGCUGGUUCCGUCUUCUAUAUACCAGGUUCGUUCUCCUUUGAGCAGGCCGAUCAAGCAUGUAGACGCCAAGGAGCUGAUCUGGCUUUGGUGGGCCAGCUCUACUCAGCCUGGCGCUUCCGUGACUUCGACCGAUGCGACGGCGGGUGGCUAAGAGACGGAAGUGUGCGAUUCCCCAUCGGCACCCCCAGGGUACGCUGUGGAGGCCUUCCUGAUGCAGGAGUACGCUCAUUUGGAUUUCCCCAGAAGUCCUCGCAUCUCUAUGGAGCAUACUGCUACAAGCAACUUUUAAAGUCAGAAUAA
This is a messenger RNA of Doryrhamphus excisus (bluestripe pipefish), 1199 nucleotides long. The record is from RefSeq and is a predicted model, not a curated record. NCBI's taxonomy places the organism in Eukaryota, Metazoa, Chordata, Actinopteri, Syngnathiformes, Syngnathidae.